AUGCUAGCCUCAAAUUGUUCAGCCUGUGGCAAUGCCUUUGCCGCGGACUCGAAUUUCUGCCGAAAAUGUGGGGCACCACGAGAGGUGCAGGCCUAUGGUGCAGUGACUACUGGCGCGAUGCCAGUGACUGCGGGCGCGAUACCAGUGACUGCUGGCACGAUACGACCGACGGUCAUGGGCCGGAGGAGCGCCUUGAAGAUGCUGGAACAGUUUGAAGCUGAGCAGGAUGCAGCCUUCCAAAACUACUGCCAAAGGAUAGUGCCCUGCCAGCAGCUCUUUGCAGAUGUGAGCGGUGCCUCCUCGCGAUACGCUGCCAAGGUGGAAUCAGAGCAGCUGGUUGAGCACGAGGCCGAGGUGAUGGAGAAAGAGGUGUUCUAUGAUUGCCUAGAACACUCAGUCUGGGCACCCGAGGAAGUCCCCAUCAUUGCACUGGACUUGCAACCGAUUGAGGCUGAGGAGAUCGCCUUCCACAUGAUCCAAAUGGUCAUUGAAGCUGAAGAAAAGACCAGCACCGAGUACGGAUGGUGGGCACUAGUCUUCUGUGCCGUGAUUGGGGCCUUGAGCACAUUGAAGUGGCUUCGGAUCUUCAUGAUUGAAGGUCUCUACGGCGUACUGGGCCGGAUGAUCAAAGAUGAGGCCUCAGCGACGCAAGAGACCAUGAGCCAGAAAUGUGAUCAACAAACUCAAGCUACUGAGUGGAUCGAUUCCUACAUCUGGCAACAGUAUGAGGAGGAAAAGGAAGAAAUGGAAGAAGAGAUGCACAACAUGCAAGCUGCAUUGCUGGAAGCAGAAGAAAUGAUAGGUCAUUUGCAAGAAGACGUCAGCGAGACGACAACCUCACCAUGUUUCUGA
Messenger RNA from Durusdinium trenchii, 852 nucleotides. NCBI's taxonomy places the organism in Eukaryota, Dinophyceae, Suessiales, Symbiodiniaceae. The record is from the annotation of a GenBank genome assembly.